UUCUCUGUCUUCUUUUUGUGUCUGCGCAUGCGCGCUGCGGGUCGCUGCACAGUCUGGCGGUCGCAGUAGCGACGGCGGCGGCUGCUGUGAGAAAGCUGCACCGAGGAGGAGCCCCUAUUGUGACCCAUUCUCCUCCGUCUCUGUUGCCCUGUACGGAAUAAUUGGUGGACCCCCCGCGACCGUGCUCGGAUGCCACUCCCUGACUGGGCUCCGGUAACCGGGGAGAGGAGAACCUCCAUUCACUAGCGCCGAGGAAGAGGAGGAGAACAGACACCAUGAGUGAGCAGAGCAUCUGCCAAGCACGGGCGGCUGUCAUGGUUUAUGACGAUGCCAACAAGAAAUGGGUCCCGGCAGGAGGGUCGACAGGAUUCAGCCGAGUGCAUAUUUAUCACCAUACAGGAAAUAACACCUUCCGGGUGGUGGGCAGGAAAAUUCAGGACCACCAGGUGGUCAUCAACUGUGCCAUUCCCAAGGGGCUGAAAUACAACCAGGCGACGCAGACCUUCCACCAAUGGCGGGACGCGAGACAAGUUUACGGGCUCAAUUUUGGGAGCAAAGAAGAUGCCAAUGUGUUUGCAAGUGCCAUGAUGCAUGCCCUGGAAGUGCUGAACGCGCAGGAAUCUGGUCCGACGUUGUCCCGGCAGAAUUCCCAUAUCCCCCUACAAGUACAAAAUGGCCCGUCACAGGAGGAGCUGGACAUUCAGCGGAGGCAGCUGCAGGAGCAGCAACGACAGAAGGAGCUGGAGCGGGAAAGGCUGGAACGAGAUCGCAUGGAGAGAGAACGCAUGGAGAGAGAACGCAUGGAACGGGAGAGGCUCGAGAGGGAGAGAUUGGAAAGGGAGCGCCUCGAGAGGGAGAGAUUGGAAAGGGAGCGCCUAGAACGCGAACGCCUGGAGCGUGAGCGCCUAGAGCAAGAGCAGCUGGAAAGAGAGCGCGAGAGGCAGGAGAGAGAACAUCAGGAGCAACUGGAGCGCGAGCUUCAAGAACAAGAAAGGCUGGAGCAAGAGCAACAAGAGGCAACGACGUUACAGGAGCAAUUGGAGAAGGAGCACCAGAAGUGGGAGCGCGAGAGAAGGGCAUCUAACACGGACUCAUCUUACGACAAUUCAUUGUAUAACUCUCAGCAUCCAGACUACCCGACCUGUCGGCCUCACUCAUCAUCUCCCAUAUCUUACGCUAAAGCCAUUUCCCUCCCAGCCUCUUCUAUAUGUACAGACUCCAUCGCCGACUACGUCAUUGUCACCUCCCAGGCCAUUAAUUCGACGCCGCCGACACCGCCCCUCCGUCACUCGGCGUCGCGUUUUGCCACAUCUCUGGGUUCCGCCUUCCAUCCCGUCCUCCCCCAUUAUGCAACGGUUCCGAGACCUAUAAAUAAGAUCGCCAAACCUCCUUCUCCAGUCAACCCUGCACCGCCACCACCUCCUGUUAAACCUAUCUCCUGGUCUGCUUCUAAUUUUGCUCCACUUCCUCCAUCCCCUCCUGUCAUGAUCAGCAGCCCUCCUGGCAAGGCUACUGGCCCUAGGGCGGUCCACCUGGUGUCUGCAUCCCAGCUCGCUCUCCUCUCCAAUGCACCCAAUGGUCAUGCUGAUACGUCUUCAUAUGAAAUGUCAUGCACUCCUGCUCCACCUCCUGCUCCACCUUUACCAUUGUUUCCACCUUUCUCACUGUCCUCAUCUCAAGCCACCACUCCUUCUUCUCCAAGCACUCCUCUUGUCUCAGCACCUUCAUCCCAGCCUAGUGUUCUGCCUUCUCCUGCAGCUUCUCCUGCCUCUGUUGAGAACUCUUUAAUCUCUGUGCUGGGAGACGCCUGUGCUUCUCAGCCAGACUUGACCACAACCUCUCAGCUGAUUGACCCUGCGUCCCAUCCGGGUGUUGUCCCGGGACCACCAGCACCACCUCCCCCACCCCCUCUUCCUCUAGGUGCAAGUGUGUCUCAGUCAGCCCCUGCUCCACCACCUCCUUCUCCUCCUCCCCUCCCUCCAUUAUGGCAUUCACCACCUCCUCCUCCUCCUCCUCCUGGACCGCCACCUCCUCCAGGACCUCCACCACCUGCACCUAUGGCUGUGGCUCCUCCACCACCACCUGCACCUCCACUUCCAUUCUCUGUGGCUUCCGCAAGUUCAGAAGAAAACCGUCCGUUAUCGGGCUUGGCAGCUGCACUGGCUGGUGCCAGACUGAGGAAAGUUUCCCGGACUGAUGAUAUGUCAAAUCAGAGCAGUGUAAGCUCUGCUGGAGCCAGUUCGGCCCCUCCCAAGACCGAAGCUAGUCGUGGGAAUGGCCCUCUUCCAAUGGUUGGGGGAGGUUUAAUGGAAGAAAUGAGUGCAUUAUUAGCAAGAAGAAGACGAAUUGUAGAAAAAGCACCAACCAUAGAACCUGAUGCAAAAGAAGACAAGACGGAGGAGCAAGAGCCCACACCUACAAAAGCGCCCUCUGCUGGCACACCAGAACCUGCAAGAAAGCCUUGGGAACGAACCAACACGAUAAAUGGUAGCAAAUCCCCCGUUAUCUCCAGACCAAAGUCUACACCAUCAGGGCAGCCAAGUGCCAACGGGGUGCAGUCCGAAUCCUUGGACUACGACAGACUGAAACAGGAUAUUUUAGAAGAGAUGAGAAAAGAAUUAGCAAAACUGAAAGAAGAGCUCAUUGACGCCAUCCGGCAAGAGCUCGGAAAAUCAAACAGUACAUAGAAAAGACUGAAGGGAGGCGACGCAGUGCCCUGAUUAGAAACGACUUCUCCUUUUUUUCUAAGAUGUUUUAAAGGAAGUCUGAGAAUCCUGCAACCUGGGAACCGCAAAUAAAGACCUUUCAGAAACUUCAGUUUUGGAUGUAUACAGAAUCUCUCAUGGUUUUCUGCCUUUAAAUUUUCCCCUUCUUGCACCUCAAGAGCGAUGGUCUUAAAAAAAAAAAAAACACACUGAACAAUUAUGCAGAAGUUCCUAUUUCCUGAUUAUUUUUAAUAUAUUUUUCUCCUGUCCAAUGAGCUGACAUAUAUAUGAGAAUCCAACCACCUCAAAAAGAAAAGCAUUGCCCUUCAAUAACGUAUUCCAGAGGAGAGAAGUGUCUAGUCAAGCAAGUUAUCCGAUCGUUGACUGCAAGUGUAACUCAGGUUCGUCUUCCUAGGAUAUCUGAUCAUUUUUUGGUUUUUGAAGCACCCACACCGUGUAGACUAUCGCUACAUUCUGGGCACCACACUCAUAUAUAUAUUUUUUUUAAGUUAUUCUCGGGGAAGCCAGUCACAGGCCUGAUAUUUAGGAGACGUUGGGGUCAGGGGCGUAGUGUUGCACCUUGAGCGUUUUAAUUUUCUACCUAAUUUUUGAUACUUUGGCAGAGGGCGACUUGUGUUUGUCGUUUCGUUGACGAGAAGACAAGCCAAGUGUCUGUGACGGGCGUGAAAGAAUAAGGAAAGCCUUUCUUAAGUUAACGCUUCUACCAAAUCAGAAACCCAUUAGAGCUAUGAUUAGAGAUUUACUUUACCGUGCAUGCGGAGAAAAAUAUUGUAGGAUCCUCAGCACCUAGAAAAAUUUAAAAGUUGCAUGUCCAGAUAGCGGGCUGUCCCAGACCUCUCCAUUAUCUAAGAUAAGCUUUUUCUUGGCCAUCUUCUUGUAACCUUCUUCUCCAUGAUGACCUGGCUUUACGUUCUGCCCUUUCGUUCAUGACCCUGAUGACGGAUUGGAUGGUACUGAGGUUUUUCUAUGCCGGAAGGGAAAGUUAGUCUGGAAUUUGAAGGUUCCUGCGGUUGAAGGAAGUCACCAGCUAAAGUGACUCUGGUGGGAUGUCUGAUUUGAGAAGGACGUUGGUAAUGUUGGAAGUCUUGGUUGGAAUUGUGCCAUACUGACAUGGAACCUCUGAGAUCUUAUGGAUAUAUGGGAUAUUACUGCAGCUCAUAAAAUGGGAAACCUGCCCCCUAGCAAGUGCUGGACACCAAAGCAAGAUGCCUCUACAAGCUUGGAAGAUAUGGACCUCGAUCUACUAUGUUGUACCGAAGGCCAUAGAUAUUCCAAACCGAAAAAAAAAAAAGAUUCAACCAGUAUCUCAAUGUGCAAGCUGCCACUAUUACCCCUCUCCCAUCCUCCUAAAAAAAUAAACUGCCGUGCAUGGUACGAAGUAAUGGAACUGUGGACUAUUUGGGACAGGCUUGUCCAGGACCGGCUCACGUGAGGAUUUGUCAUCCACUAUCUGUUCAUUUCUGUGGACAUUUCAGCUGUAAGAGUUCAGCCAAUGUAUGUGAUCCCGCGGGUCAUUUCCGUCGGCUCCCUGACUAAAGCCAACAUUUUGUUACGACGACUAUCAGUCCAAAGUAUGACAACCCAUGACGGGGAGGACGGUUCCGCCCCGUGUUUUUGAAUGAUACCGGUUUUAUGCACUAUGCGUUUUUGUGCCUUGGUCUAAAAAAAAAGGAAAAAAAAAAGAAACCUGAUCUUUCUGUUCUAGAGUAAUCAUAUGUCUUUCCAUCUUGCAUUCACAUCUCAUGUGAUAUCAGUUACUUUUUAGUUCCCCCUCCAAAAUGUUCUUGCAGUACCCCCAUAGUCUCAUAUUUGCUAACACUAAAGGAUAUCCACCAGUUAUUACUAGAUCAUUAGAGAUUUUCUGUAAUAUAAAUUAUAGAGGGUGGUUUUUUGUUUUCUUUAAAAAAAUAAAAAAUUCUAAAAUUUUCUAGCUUAAUUUUUAUUAAAAAUCUACCGUAAUUAAAAAAAAAAAAUUCUGGAAACGAUAAUCAUUUCAAGGGGGUUAUGUCUUUUGUUUGUGUUGGGUGUCUUACAAAGUUUUGAGAUAUCCCGCCCUAUGCGAACUUUCUUUAGCAACACUGUGACAUAUAUAUAUAUUUACCCAUUAUACCCAAAGGGGGGUAAAAAUCAUCAAUUGCAAUGAAACUGAAUGUAUAAAAUCUGUGUGCUGGUGCUGAAAUCUCUCCUUCAGUCAUCCCGGUCAUGUUACAUGUGUCUCAUGUGAAGCAGGAGUCGGAAUCCUCUUAUGAAUGUCACCUGCCCGUGCUUCUUGUUUUUACCACAUUAGUUUUUUCUUUUUUUUUUCUUUUUCAUGUCAUCUCUAUUUUUUACCAUUGUUGCAUUUUAAAUUUACUACAUGCUAACUUUUUUUGUUUUGUUUGAGCAAAUGAAAUAAAAUUGCAAUAUUAAGUGUUGCUACCAUUGGUCUGGUGAAGGCUUCUAAUCUUUGGACUGCGGGGGAAAAACUUUUUCAGACAGGUUAUCUUGAAUGUGACUUUAAACAAAAAAAAUGGAAAAAAAAAAUUGCUGAAUGCCCUAUAAAUAACUUUACGGUAUCUCUUCUUGAAGGGUUUACAUACGCUAUCAUUAUUUUUCUAAUUUUGAAGAUACAUUUUACCAGUAUUGAAUACGCUCCGAUAAUGUAAGAAUAUGUAAUAUGUAUAAAUGAAGACUGUAUAUAAUCGCA
Messenger RNA from Bufo gargarizans (Asiatic toad), 5412 nucleotides. RefSeq names its product ENAH actin regulator (gene ENAH). The transcript has 14 exons. The record is from RefSeq and is a predicted model, not a curated record. NCBI's taxonomy places the organism in Eukaryota, Metazoa, Chordata, Amphibia, Anura, Bufonidae. The coding region runs from base 276 to 2687 and encodes 803 amino acids. Gene Ontology annotation, biological process: actin polymerization-dependent cell motility; actin polymerization or depolymerization; axon guidance. Gene Ontology annotation, molecular function: profilin binding; SH3 domain binding.